Messenger RNA from Rubroshorea leprosula, 2306 nucleotides. The record is from the annotation of a GenBank genome assembly. Lineage: Eukaryota; Viridiplantae; Streptophyta; Magnoliopsida; Malvales; Dipterocarpaceae.
UAAUCCCCCAAAACUCCUCUCCUUCUUUCCCCAUCCCUCUCCACACCCAUGACGACGAGUUCUUCUAGCCAUCCUGUCGUCAACUUCUCCGAGCCGAGAGGCUUUGCCUCCAAGUUCAAGUCCGGUUUCAAGGAAACGUUUUUCCCCGAUGAUCCCUUCCGUCAGUUCGAGGACGAAAAAGGGAUCGGAAAGGUGAAAAAGGCGGCUCAGUACUUCGUUCCGUCGCUCCAAUGGCUGCCCCACUACAAUUUGGGGUUGCUCAAGUACGACUUGCUAGCCGGUCUCACCAUUACCAGCGUUGCCAUCCCUCAAGGCAUCAGCUACGCGAAACUCGCCGGCGUUCCUCCGAUCAUCGGCCUCUAUUCGAGUUUCGUUCCGCCUUUUGUCUAUGCCAUUUUCGGAACCUCAAAGCACCUCGCGGUGGGGACAGUGGCUGCCAGUUCCUUGCUUGUCGCUCAAACCAUAAGUUCAGUCGUAUCGUCGAAGGACGAUCCGACGUUGUAUCUCCAUUUAGUUUUCACCGCCACCUUCAUCACUGGCAUCUUCCAGGCUGCUUUAGGCUUCUUAAGAUUGGGGAUUUUGGUGGAUUUCUUAUCUCAUUCAACAAUCACCGGAUUCAUGGGUGGGACUGCCAUUUUAAUCUGUCUACAACAGUUGAAAGGCAUGCUUGGUCUAGCACAUUUUACGACCAAGACCGAUGUCGUUUCCGUCAUCCGUGCAGUUUUCGAGAAUAGAAAAGAGUGGAAGUGGCAGAGUGCUGUUGUAGGGGUAAUCUUCCUCUGUUUCCUGCAAUUCACAAGAUUUGUGAGACGAAAAAGGCCAAGACUAUUUUGGGUCUCAGCUGUGGCUCCGAUGGUGGUUGUUGUGAUCGGUUGUCUGUUCGCUUACUUUGCCCAUGCAGAGAAACACGGCAUCCAAAUUGUGGGUACCUUGAAGAAAGGUUUGAAUCCUCCGUCAAUCCAAUUCUUAACCUUCGACAGCCGCUAUCUACCAACUGUUAUGAAAGCCGGAAUUGUUACAGGCCUCAUCGCACUCGCUGAAGGAAUAGCAAUUGGCAGGAGCUUCGCAAUAAUUAAAAACGAACAAACUGAUGGGAGUAAGGAAAUGAUGGCCUUUGGUCUCAUGAACAUUGUUGGAUCCCUCACGUCGUGCUACUUGACAACCGGACCAUUUUCUAAGACGGCUGUUAAUUUCAAUGCGGGAUGCCGAACGGCAAUGUCAAACGUAGUGAUGGGAUUUUGCAUGAUGCUUACUCUGCUUUUCUUGGCUCCUCUGUUCGGCUAUACCCCUCUAGUUGCUCUGUCUGCUAUCAUCAUGUCUGCCAUGUUAGGGUUGAUUGACUAUGAAGCGGCAUAUCACCUCUUCAAAGUAGACAAAUUCGAUUUUUUAAUCUGCAUGACAGCGUUCUUUGGCGUCAGCUUCAUUAGCAUGGACGUUGGUCUCAUUCUUUCUGUGGGGCUUGCAAUACUGAGAGCACUUCUGUAUGUUGCAAGGCCAGCAAAUUGUAAGCUUGGAAAACUCCCAAAUUCAAACUUAUAUCGUGAUACAGAGCAGUACCCUGUUGCGACCAAUACCCCUGGAAUUCUAGUUCUGCAGCUUGGCUCGCCUAUUUAUUUUGCAAACUGCAGCUAUAUAAGAGAAAGGGUAUUACGGUUCAUAGAAGAGGAACAGGCCAUUUCGAAACCUAAAUCCGAUAUUGUUGAGCAUCUUUUGCUUGAUUUGACAGGAGUUUCAACAAUUGACAUGACAGGGAUAGAGACCUUAGCAGAACUAAGGAGAAUGAUGGAAUCAAAGGGUAUCAAGAUGGGACUAAUAAAUCCCAGGAGGGAUGUUCUGGAAAAACUGAUGUUGUCAAAGUUUAUAGACCUGAUAGGGAAGGAAUCCGUCUACUUGUCCAUCAAUCAUGCAGUGGAGACUUGCAGGUUUUUGCUUCAAAAAACGGACAAACAAAAUGGGGAUUCCUCAACCUUCUAUGACGUACUCUAAACGUUGUAGCAGUUUUUUGCAGUCACAAGGGGAGGGGCAGGUCAGGGGAUUAAUAAAUUGAUAAUAUAAGUGUUUGUUAUUGUAUAUGUUGUUGUUGUGGUGGAGAGGGGAAAGAAGUGACCGGAUGAGGGGAAGUUUAAGUUUGUGGUAUGUAAGAUCAGGGUUCUUACCUAUGAAAAGUAUGUAAACAUGGGGUAGUCUCCUCUGAUUAAUUUUAUGCAGUGAUGGCAAUUUUUCAUUUUCUUUUCUUUUUCUUCCUUCUCUGUUUUUUCUUUUUUCCCCCUUUAAAAGUUGAGAGCAAAUAGAGAUUCGAAUGUCAG